Messenger RNA from Coccomyxa subellipsoidea C-169, 384 nucleotides. RefSeq lists its product as hypothetical. The transcript has 2 exons. The coding region runs from base 1 to 384 and encodes 127 amino acids. The record is from RefSeq and is a predicted model, not a curated record. NCBI's taxonomy places the organism in Eukaryota, Viridiplantae, Chlorophyta, Trebouxiophyceae, Coccomyxaceae.
AUGGAGAAGCCCAACGUGGAUUGGGAAGCUUCUUCAAGUGACUCAGCGGAUGACAGUGGCGUGACUGACGCCACUGUCAUCCGCGUGCUCUGGGACAGGCCGGGUGGCCGGCACCCGCCGGACGCUAUAGACUUCAGGGUGUUUGGCGGAGAGGACCUCGGCAAGUUUUCCAACACUCGCACGGUCGAGUUUGAAAUGAACACAGGGAGCGUAGACAAGCUUUUUUACAACCCGUACCACCGGCAGCAACUGUUUGCCUGGGGCCCGCGGCCGGAGACGGCUGUCGGAUGUGCGCUGGAUUAUCUGUUUAGGCCGCGUCCAGAGGUGCUGGAUCUGGUGGCUGACAGCUACCGGGCGCUUCAGAACCCGGACGCCCUCAAAUAG